Pelecanus crispus (Dalmatian pelican) is the source of this 945-nucleotide messenger RNA. NCBI's taxonomy places the organism in Eukaryota, Metazoa, Chordata, Aves, Pelecaniformes, Pelecanidae. The record is from RefSeq and is a predicted model, not a curated record.
ACCUGCUCUGAAUCGGUGAAGGCCAAAGCUGCCAAGUCUGACUGGCUGCAAGGUCUUUUCCUGCCCAACAUUGUGCUCUUCACAGACAAGAGAUACUUCAGUGACAGUGAGUGGGACCGCCUGGAGCAUUUCGCACCUCCGUAUGGCUUCAUGGAGCUGAAUUACUCACUGGUGAAGGAAGUCAUGACCCUGCUGCCCCCAAAUCCCCACCAGCAGCUGCUCCUGGCCAACAGCAACAGCAGCGUGCCAACAUGCAUCAGCUGUGCUGUCGUGGGGAAUGGAGGAAUAUUGAAUAACUCUGGCAUGGGCCAGGAGAUUGACUCCCAUGACUAUGUCUUCCGGGUGAGCGGGGCUGUAAUCAAAGGUUAUGAAAAAGAUGUGGGAACAAAAACCUCCUUUUAUGGAUUCACAGCCUACUCCCUGGUGUCCUCACUCCAGAUCUUGGGACACAGAGGGUUCAGCAACAUCCCGCGGGGAAAACAUGUCAGAUACAUUCACUUCCUGGAGGGAGAUAGAGACUAUGAGUGGCUGAAGGCUCUUCUGCUGAACAAGAACAUCAGGAAAGGAUUUUUGAACGAGUACGGGCAGAGGCCCCGGGAGAGAUUCGAUGAAGAUUUCACAAUGGACAAAUACCUGGUAGUUCACCCUGAUUUCCUCAGAUACAUGAAAAACAGGUUUUUAAAAUCUGAAAGUCUGGAAAAACCGUACUGGCGGCUGUACAGACCCACAACGGGGGCCUUCCUGCUGCUGACUGCCCUCCAUCUCUGUGACCAGGUGAGUGCCUAUGGCUACAUCACAGAGGGUCACGAGAAGUACUCAGAUCACUACUAUGACAAGGACUGGAAACGUCUGAUUUUCUACACUAACCACGACUUCAACCUGGAGAAGCAGGUGUGGAAAAAGCUUCAUGAUGAGAAUAUCAUGAAGCUUUACCAGAGGUCCUGA